This is a messenger RNA of Acanthisitta chloris (rifleman), 1527 nucleotides long. RefSeq names its product solute carrier family 2 (facilitated glucose transporter), member 9 (gene SLC2A9). The transcript is spliced from 11 exons. The annotation marks the transcript as partial. Gene Ontology annotation, cellular component: membrane. The record is from RefSeq and is a predicted model, not a curated record. Gene Ontology annotation, biological process: monosaccharide transmembrane transport. Gene Ontology annotation, molecular function: hexose transmembrane transporter activity. NCBI's taxonomy places the organism in Eukaryota, Metazoa, Chordata, Aves, Passeriformes, Acanthisittidae.
AAUUGGUCCGUGAGUCUUAUAGCAGCCUCUUUAACUGGUGCUUUUGGGUCAUCUUUUCUUUAUGGUUACAACCUUUCGGUGGUGAAUGCUCCUGCAGCGUAUAUCAAGAAGUUUUACAAUGAAACUUGGGAAAGAAGAUAUGGCUUCUCAGUGGAUGAAGGCACACUGACCCUCCUCUGGUCCAUAACUGUUUCUAUUUUUGCCAUUGGUGGCCUUGUGGGUGCCAUCAUUGUUACCCCAAUUGUGAAGUUCUUAGGACGGAAAUGUACAUUACUGCUCAAUAAUGUGUUUGCAGUGGCAGCUGCAUUGUUGAUGUCCCUCUCCUUGUGGGCAGGGUCCUUUGAAAUGCUUAUACUGGGCCGUGUUGUCAUGGGUGUUGAUGCAGGCAUUUCCUUAAGUGCCCUUCCCAUGUAUUUGAGUGAAAUAUCUCCUAAGGAAAUCCGUGGUUCAUUGGGUCAGGUCACAGCAAUUUUCAUCUGUAUUGGUGUUUUCACUGGUCAAGUCCUGGGCCUGCCAGAAAUAUUUGGGCAAGAGUCUCGGUGGCCUUUCUUAUUUGGAGCAAUCAUUGUUCCUGCAUUGGUACAAGUCAUCAUUCUGCCUUUUCUUCCUGAAAGUCCUCGUUACCUCCUACUGGAAAAGCAUAAUACAAGCAAGGCAGAAAAAGCCUUUCAGAGAUUCCUUGGGAAAGAUGAUGUGUCUAAUGAAAUAGAAGAAGUUUUGGCAGAGUCUCGAGUCCAGAGAAACACCAAGUUAGUGUCGAUACUUCAGCUCCUGAGGAACCGCGGUGUGCGAUGGCAGGUCAUUACUGUGGUCAUCACCAUGGGCUGCUACCAGCUCUGUGGGCUGAAUGCUAUCUGGUACUACACAAACAACAUCUUUAGUGAAUCUGGGAUCAAACAGGAAACAAUCCCCUAUGUUACACUAAGUACUGGUGCUGUUGAGACUCUGGCUGCUGUUUUUUCUGGCUUAGUUAUUGAACGGCUUGGGCGUAGACCUCUUCUCAUUGGAGGCUUUGGGUUAAUGGUUGUCUUCUUUGGAGUACUUACUGUCUCCCUGACUUUACAGGACACUGUGCAUUGGCUUCCUUACCUCAGUAUAUUUUGCAUCCUUGCAAUCAUUGCAUCGUUCUGCAUUGGACCAGGUGGCAUUCCGUUUGUCCUCACUGGAGAGUUCUUCCAGCAGUCACAGAGACCAGCUGCAUUCAUGAUAGCUGGAACAGUCAAUUGGCUCUCCAACUUCGCCGUGGGACUGCUCUUCCCUUUCAUUCAGGCUGGUUUACAGACCUACUGCUUCCUAGUGUUUGCUGCCAUCUGCUUUGCAGGAGCGACCUACCUGUUUUUUGUCCUGCCUGAAACGAAAAAUAAGACAUUUCAGGAGAUCAGCCAGGCAUUUGCCAAAAGGAAUAAAGUCACUGUAGAAAUGCAAGAAAUGAACCACUACCCAGGGGAGAGGAAGUCGAGUGCAGAACAAGAAUCAGACUUCACAUCUUCGGUGGACAAUGGGGAAACCAAAAAAGGCAUUGUGUAA